Arabidopsis thaliana (thale cress) is the source of this 922-nucleotide messenger RNA. RefSeq lists its product as uncharacterized. The record is from RefSeq and is marked reviewed. The transcript has a single exon. Lineage: Eukaryota; Viridiplantae; Streptophyta; Magnoliopsida; Brassicales; Brassicaceae. The coding region runs from base 1 to 798 and encodes 265 amino acids.
AUGGCUACAUGGUUUUGGCUUGAGGACUUUUUUUCUCAAAACAUCUUAUCAACCAUAUUGGCUUUAAGCGAUCCAGUCAUUAUGGCUUUAGCUAACGAGGCUGUCUUGUGCUUCCAAUGCCUUGAUUCUGCUGAGCAGCCAAAUGACUUCAAUCAGAUCCCUCUUACUGCAGAACUCUUAGCAAAAGACAUAUCUCUUCAAAUAUUUCACAAACACCGAUACAGUGCUAUUGCAGGAAUCAGAAACUUUUUAACCACUGUUUGUUCUAGAAUAUUUUCUGAUAUUCUUCAACGAGCUCUUCCACCUUCUUCAUCAUAUCCUUUUGUCACCAGACUCCGCCAUCCUCUUAUCAUCCCCGGCUUUCCCCAUCCGACGUUUGGGAGCAUCAAUGUUAUGCAUGAUGUUGUUGUUGGGGAUAAUCUCUACAACAACAACUUAUUCCCAUGUUCUCAUGGUCUAUGGGGUUGGAACGCUAGCUGCAUCGCAACUGAUAACGAAAGGACUAUGUUUAUAACAUUUUCUCGUGGGUUUCCUGUUUCGCAAGCGGAGGUGAAACGAUUUUUCACCAAAAACUAUGGAGAAAAUUGUGUUGAAGGCGUUUACAUGAAAGAGGACAACAAGAACUUCCUUAACGCAAAUGGGAAUGACAAUGGUCAACAACAAUCACUAUUCGCAAAGCUGGUCUUAAAUUCAGUUGCUACUGUGGAUCGUAUACUCGACGGCGAGAAGAUAAAAAGGUUUAAGUCUAAUGGAAAACAUAUUUGGGCUCGUAAGUAUAGCAUGACUAGAGAUGAUUAAUUUAGUUUUUCUUUUUUUGUUUUGUUAUUCUCUGAUAACAAAGUCUUUAUAUUAUGUUGAUGUGAUUCAAUAACAAGAAAACAUAUGUAACACCCCAAAGACGAUUUGGGCUUCUUCAUUUUUG